Molecule: messenger RNA, 1260 nt
Organism: Leptosia nina
Lineage: Eukaryota; Metazoa; Arthropoda; Insecta; Lepidoptera; Pieridae
Source: the annotation of a GenBank genome assembly
AUGCAGACGUGGAUCAACAAUUGCCUCAUAGGCUUUCUCGGCUUCCUGACUUAUGUCAGGGGGAAUAUUGUAAUUUAUACAUCGGACCCACCCCACACGAUAGCCGACGAGUUCCGCGACAUGCCCGCGAGCUUCGGGCCCGACCUUCCCCCGGACGGCCUGCGCGGGUUCCUCGUGUCGGGGGAGCCGGCCGACGGCUGCGGCGCCAUGACGAAGCCGCCCGUCGAAGUCAACUUCACGGGCAAAUGGAUAGUGCUCGUCGCGAGAUACAACUGCAGUUUCGAGGUGAAGGUCCGCAAUGCGCAAGCGGCGGGCUUCGACUGCGCGAUCGUGCACAAUGUCAACUCCAGUGAACUCGAGACGAUGUCGGCGAACGACCCCGCGGGGAUAGACAUCCCGUCGGUGUUCGUGAGCGACCGCGACGGUCUCCUGCUCUCCGAGGAAUACGUGUACACGAACCGCUACUUCAUAAUGGUGAACGGCGACUUGCCAUUCAACAUCAACACGCACUUGCUGCUGCCUUUCGCGAUCGUGGUCGUGCUGUGCCUCGUCGUCAUCCUAGUGUUCAUGAUAGUCAAGUGCAUAAAGGACCGCCGGCGAGCGAGGCGACACCGUCUCCCGAACCGCUCCCUCAAGAAGAUCCCGACGUGCAAGUUCAGCAAGGGCGACCCGUACGAGACGUGCGCCAUUUGCCUCGACGACUACCAGGAAGGAGAGAGGCUGAGAGUGCUGCCCUGCGCCCACGCCUACCACGCGAAGUGUAUUGAUCCGUGGCUGACCCAGAACCGCCGCGUGUGCCCCGUGUGCAAGCGACGAGUGUUCGCAGCGGGCGAGAGGCGCCGCCCCCACUCUGACUCCGACAGCGACGAGACCGAGCCGCUCGUCGGCGACUCCCAGAGUCCUAACGACACUCAGAGCGGCACGUUCGAAGAGCAGCGCGAGAAUCCCUUCGUGAGGGCGGCGCGGUACAUCGCCCGACUGAGGGCCCGGCGGCAGGACGGGUCGGACCCUGAGGUGGCAUCGCAGCGAGCCCCGCUCGCCGAAGACAAUGAGCAAAUUAACAGUAACGAAGUUACAGUAGAAGUCGAGCCAGCGGAAGACACGCAGCCGCUCCUGCCGCGACGCCAGCGCAGGCGCCGGAAUCGGAGAUCGCGCUCGGCCGAAGCGCCCCCCGCCCAGGCCGCUGCGGACUCUGAAAUCGGUGUGGCGGCCCUUCCCGCCGCGAGACCCGUCGCGGACGGCCGAUACGUGGACUUAUGA